AUGUCCCCUUUUUCUUCAUCGCCACGGACCUACAUUGUGCUGACCUUCGCCCCGAACGAGAAUCCCGAUAAAUGCCGGAUGUUGAUCGAUAUUUACUCAUGUUUUGGAGCGAUAUCACUCACUUGCUCUGAAUGCGUUUUUGUACUCGAAACAUAUGCGCUUUGGAACAACAAUCGAAUCGUACUCGUAGCCACGCUGUCCGCCCUUCUUGCUAUCAUCGUAUCAUUCAUCUGCAUUUGGUUUACAGCUGUUGCCACCUCUCAUGUUACGACUAGCACGAUCCCAGGCACCACAGGCUGCUACCGGAACUCGCGCAGUGUCGAUUUCUCCAUGCCGUUUCUUCUCUUGUUUGUGUUUGCACUGGACAUGCGCUGGCCAACGCUCUCCUCAGGAUUGGUCUCCCUCACACUCAUACGUGUCACACAGAGCUACCGGACAGCCAAGGGCUCUCUGCAAGCCGUCCUGGCGAAGCAUAAUAUAUUCUACUAUACAUGUACCGUGAACGUCCUCAUGCCAAUGCAGUUUUCCCACGUUCGCGCAUACAACUCCGUCUUCGAACAUUUGCAGGUCUUUAUCCUUGCGAUCCUCGCCACGCGCAUGCACCUCCAUCUCUGGCAUAGCGACCGGCACGUGCACGGCUCUGAUACCCUCGUAUAUGUUUCCAAGUCCAACAUGCCACCUACAGACUGUACGGUGUAA
Suillus subalutaceus is the source of this 699-nucleotide messenger RNA. RefSeq lists its product as uncharacterized. The record is from RefSeq and is a predicted model, not a curated record. NCBI's taxonomy places the organism in Eukaryota, Fungi, Basidiomycota, Agaricomycetes, Boletales, Suillaceae. The transcript is spliced from 11 exons. Bases 1 to 699 code for a protein of 232 amino acids.